GAAGCCCCUCUAAUCUUCAUUCGUCUGUAAACGUGGCCCACUGAAGGAAGGCUCAAUGAAAAGUCUGGUUGCUCCCCCCGGACCAAUUUUACGGGAUUGAAGCCGCCAAAGAACCCCUGCGGCUGGAGCACAGACUCACAGACUCUCAGCCACCCACAACCCCACUCCACUUCCAUUUGCCACCCACCACCCACCGACCCCACUCUAGUCAAAUUUAAUAAAGGCCGAAGCCCGAGCUGGAGCCGGAGCCGGAGCUGUCGUCGUUGAAAAGCUUCUCUGGUGGUGAGUGGUGCCAGUGGUGCCGAUGUCCUGAAUCCUGAAUCCUGUGUCCUUUAUUUUUGGGGGCGACACGCAGUGCGACAAAAGCCGCCCGCAGCGUUUUUAUACGCGCACAUAAUUCAAAGUGGAAAACACUGCCAAAAGUUAAUGCCCAAAAGCAAAGCCGCCGCAAUGAUAACCAACAAUAAUUUGGAUUAUGACCGGACCAGCAGCAGCAGUGGCAGGACCUCCACCACAGGGGGAGCGGUGGCAACAGCAGGAGGAACAGCAGCAACAACCACGAUGACAACAGGCAGCAACAACAGGAAUGGCAGCACCAGCAGCAGCAACAACUCCUCCCCGACGGCCGACAAUUCCAAUUCCAACUCAAAUUCAAAUUCAAAUUCCAACUCCAAUUCAAACUCUUAUUUCAAUCGAUUCGACAAUCGCAUUGCCGCCAAUUUGGCUGCUGUGCUGACGGGAGCCGGUGCCCGCUUCAGAUCCUCCUCCUGCAGCAGCAAUCGCCAACAGCAGGCCUCCAGCACCACUCCACGAUCCCCGAUGCAUGUCUCAACCAUUAGCAGAGGUAAGCACGGUCAUGGUCACGGUCUGGGUCUGGGUGUGGGUCUCGGACUGGCCACGCCCCCAUCGCCAGUCACUCUGGGACGUCGUCGGCCACUGCAGCUCUUCACGCACGCCAAUCUCAACUGCAAUGACAACGAGAAGGUGGCCCAAACGCCCAGCUCCGAUGAGGACAACUCACCCACAGAGCUGAACAAUUGCAAGCGUCUGACGGACAAGCCUCCUCUGGUCAAACGCUUAACUAUGGGUCUGCUGCGCCACAACGAGGAGUCCCGCCCACUGGUGGGCAACAUGACGCCCUUGAGGGCUCCGCUGGACAGCCAGCCUGUCUACUCGAAUGGCUACAUCAACGAGGACUCCUACAUCGACAGCAAGUUCGGUGACUCGUGCCGUCAGUCCCUCACAGCCAUUCCGAUGCUGGACAACGUCAAUCUGAACGACAACAACGAGUUCAACCUGAAGAAGCGCUAUCUGCGAGAGACGAGCAGCGCCAACUCCAGUCCGAAGAUCUUUGCCAAUCGCCUGCGAAUGAACCAGGGGGCAGCCAGUGGCCAGCGGAGCAGCAGCCUGGCCAACACCCACAGCAAUGUCGGUGCCGAGGAGGAGGAGGAGGCUGACCUCAAGGACGCCUGCUGGUAUCAGGCGGGCAUUUCCCGGGACAUUGCCGUGGAGGUGCUGCAGAGCAAGAGUCCGGGUGCGUUUCUGGUGCGCAAGAGCAGCUCAAAGCCGGGAUGCUAUGCCCUGACACUACGGGUACCCUCGCCCCCAGGACCGAAGAUAGCCAACUAUAUCAUUCUAAGAUCACCCAGGGGCUACAAGAUCAAGGGCUUUCGCAAGGAAUUCUCCAGCCUCAAGGCUUUGAUCACCCAUCAUUCGGUGAUGCCCGAGCUGCUGCCGGUGCCCCUGGCCAUGCCACGGCCCACAAAUAUCUCCUCAUCGCGACGGAAUCUCGACGACUUUGAUACCUAUGAUUCGCUGCAAAUGCUGCUCAAGUAUCUGCGCGCCAAAAACGCCGAGUCGGAGCAGCAGCAGCAGUAGCUAAUGGCGGAUAUCGAUCAUCUGGUAGCACAAAAUUACAUUUAAGUUCGAAAGUUCGAAGGGGCGAAAGCAAAACAAUUUUGCUGGGCAUCGAUACCACGAAAAUGUGAUACUCUCUAUGGAAAAGAAAACCACACACACACACAGAAACUGCAAAUGAAACGCCUAGCUGAUAAAUGGUGAAAGUAUUUCUAGUUUAGUUUAGUUUUUUUGACUUAAAUUAAAUUUAAUUGAUUUAUUUUUGAGGUUUGUGUAAAAGAAAAGUGAAAAUUGUGAGAAAGCUAACUGAAAAGUAAGAAUUAGCCAUCAUCCAUAUAUUGGCUUGUUGUCCAAGAAUUCCCAGAAUUCCCAGAAUUCCCAGAAUUCUAAGGAAAAAGAUUCUUUGGUAUCACAAGAAAAGAAAGGAAUAUAUAUUUGCAAUAAAAGCAGGGAAUACUUUCUUCUCGAACUUACCAAUAGUUUUCCUCCAACAUUUUUCCACUGCAAAAAAAUUUCAAAAAUUAAAAAUAUAUAU
Molecule: messenger RNA, 2392 nt
Organism: Drosophila miranda
Lineage: Eukaryota; Metazoa; Arthropoda; Insecta; Diptera; Drosophilidae
Gene: PVRAP
Product: tensin-1
Exons: 6
Coding region: 427-1878 (483 amino acids)
Source: RefSeq, a predicted model, not a curated record